AUGUCAAGUCUUCCAGAAGAGAUCUACCGUGACAUCCUUUUAAGGUUACCGGGGAAAUCUUUGGUUUCAUGUAAGUAUGUUUGCAAGUCUUGGUAUGAACUUAUUUCUGAUCCUAGUUUUAUUAAGUCUCAUCUUAAUCUUACUAACCAAAGAAACAGUUAUCGUCUUAUGUUUGAAUGUGAUGAGAUGAAUAGUGUGAAUUCCAUUAGUUAUGAUUCCUUGUCAUCCUCGGAAAAAUAUGAUGAUGCAGUCGCUGUUGAAAUGGAUUUUUCCAACACGAUUUCAAAGUGUAGGAGUGAAAUAUUGGGUUCGUGUAAUGGGUUGGUAUAUGGCUUGAAUAACAAGUUGAAAUUCUUUUUUUUGUGGAACCCAGCCACAAAGGAACACAAGAGAUUACCCAAAUCACCAGAUACAUAUUAUGGUUCUACUUUCCAUGGUUUUGGUUAUGAUUAUAAGGCCGACGAUUACAAGUUGGUAUUAGUUAGGGAUAUUUGCGAGAGUUUUCGGGUUCAAGUUUAUUCUUUAAAAUCAAACUCAUGGAAAAGCUUUGAAACCAUCCAAAGAUAUGGGAUGGGAACUUAUUAUGUAACAUACUCGGGGGUGUUUCUAAAUCGAGUUCUUCAUUGGCCCGGGAGACCUGGCAAUAAGAUAGUUACAAUGAAUAUCAGUGAAGAGGGAUUGGAAGUAUUGAAACUGCCAAUAACUGACUAUGAGUUUAUGAGUAUAGGAGUGUUAGAAGGGUGCCUUUGUGUACUUUCGGAUCAUGUGGGUAAAACUUUUGAAGUAUGGGUAAUGCCGGAUUAUGGAGUUCAAGAAUCUUGGACUAAACUUUAUUCCAUUGGAUUUGGGAGAAGAAAGUAUCAUUCCAGUAUGGUGGAGUUAUUAGUGUCGUUCAAGAAUGGUAAGAUCCUGUUUAAGAACGAGCCAAUUGGGGACGGCAAGAAUAGCGUAUUUCUAUAUGAUCCGCAGUAUAAAACUGCUAGAAAACUAAAUAUUACUGGUUUAAACGAUGGAGAAGCAUUCAGUUAUUAUGAAAGCCUGGUUUCGCUGAAGUGUUCUACUUUAGGAAAGAGAAAAAGAGAAAAAUCAAUAGAAACUUGA
Molecule: messenger RNA, 1101 nt
Organism: Papaver somniferum (opium poppy)
Lineage: Eukaryota; Viridiplantae; Streptophyta; Magnoliopsida; Ranunculales; Papaveraceae
Product: F-box protein CPR1-like
Exons: 1
Coding region: 1-1101 (366 amino acids)
Molecular function (GO): protein binding
Source: RefSeq, a predicted model, not a curated record